Medicago truncatula (barrel medic) is the source of this 2633-nucleotide messenger RNA. RefSeq names its product protein ALTERED PHOSPHATE STARVATION RESPONSE 1. The record is from RefSeq and is a predicted model, not a curated record. The transcript has 5 exons. The coding region runs from base 196 to 2412 and encodes 738 amino acids. NCBI's taxonomy places the organism in Eukaryota, Viridiplantae, Streptophyta, Magnoliopsida, Fabales, Fabaceae.
UUUUGUCUCUUUAUUGUUCCAAACACAUUUGCUCUGUUCCUCUUUUUAUGUCUUUUGACCGUUGCUUUUCUCAACGUCUCUCUUCGUUCACACUCACUCUCUCUGAUCAAACCUUCAUCGAACUCGCUCUCUUCAGACAAAUGCAAGCCUGAGAUUAGAUAUAUUAUUCAUAGGGUUUGAAUUUGAAAGUAAGAGAUGGGAUGUUCUCAAUCAAAAUUAGAUGAUGAAGAAGCAGUUAAGAUUUGUAAAGAUCGAAAAAGAUUCAUAAAAGAAGCUGUUGAGCACAGAACUCAGUUUGCAAAUGGACAUAUAGCAUACAUUCAAUCUCUCAAAAGAGUAUCAGCAGCUUUGCUCGAUUAUUUUGAAGAAAAUGAGGCACUUGAAUUCUCAUUCGAUUCAUUCGUGACUCCACCUGCGAAGAACAAAGCCAGUCCUGCAGUCAUUUCGAUAUCGAAACAUUCUUCACCAACAACAAUUGAGUUUGGACCUAAUACUACAACAUUGAAAGUGAAUUAUUUGAGGCCAAGUGGUAAUCCACCGAUUUCAGUCGAGGAAAGGCCUCCAUCGCCCGAAAUGGUUCGAGUUGAGAUGUAUUCUCCAAUGUACCAAUAUGGUAUGGAUGGUUUUUUUGGUAUGCAAUCCCAGCCUAUGAAUGCGUCAAUUUUUGCCUAUUCUCCAAAUAACAGGCCUGUUAUCCCUCCCGCUUCACCUCAGUCUUCUCAAUGGGAUUCCUUUUGGAAUCCUUUUACAUCGUUGGACUAUUUCGGUUACCCUAAUGGAAGUAGCCUUGAACAGAUUGUUAUGGAUGAUGAGAACCGAGGACUGAGGAAGGUUCGAGAAGAAGAAGGGAUACCAGACCUGGAACAGGAAGAAAUGGAUGAUGAACAAGAAGGUUGUGUUGUAAAGAGAAAUGUAGCCGAAGAAAGAACCAAAAUUGAUGUAAACUCCUCCAAAGAAGAAGUCAUGGUUGAAGAUGUUGAUAAACAUAAGGAGGAAGAGAAAGAGAAGGGAACGGAUGCUGAAACCGAAACUGCACAGGAAAUAUCAGACUCAAAAAUCAAUGGCGGCGAGUGUUUUCAAGUAUCGAAAUCUCAAUCUUCAGGUCAUAUGGAAUCUAGCCAUAAAGAAAUGGCAAUUGAUACUGAAGAAGCUAAGGAAAAAACGCCUGGUUUUACUGUUUAUGUAAACCGAAGGCCAGAAAAUAUGGCUGAAGUGAUAAAGGAUCUUGAAUCUCAAUUCACAGUUGUCUGCAAUGCAGCCAAUGAUGUCUCGGCAUUGUUAGAGGCCAAGAAAGCCCAAUACUUAUCCCCUUCUAAUGAACUUUCAGCAUCAAAGUUGUUGAAUCCAGUAGCUCUUUUUCGCUCGUCCCCGUCAAAAAUUAUAACAAAUUUUUCAAAAACUAGGGAUGAAGUUUAUGAUGAUCCAUCAGAGGAACAAUGUGUGUUUUCUGUUAGUCACCAGUCAACAUUAGACAGGUUAUAUGCAUGGGAGAAGAAGCUCUACCAGGAAGUCAAGUCAGGAACACGUGUUCGACUUGCAUACGAGAAGAAAUGUCUGCAACUGAGGAACCAUGAUAUAAAAGGAGAGGAACCUUCGUCUGUGGAUAAAACAAGAGCAGCUAUUAGAGAUCUACAUACACAGAUAACAGUUUCAAUACACUCAGUUGAAGCUAUUUCCAGGAGAAUUGAAACCUUGAGGGAUGAAGAGUUGCACUCACAGCUUCUUGAAUUGUUGCAAGGGCUAGCAAAGAUGUGGAAAGUGAUGGCAGAAUGCCAUCAAACACAGAAGCAAACAUUGGACGAAGCCAAGAUUCUUAUAGCCGGCAUUGAUGCUAGAAAACAGUCUUCUAUGUCGAUAACUGAUCCAUACAGGCUCGCACGCUCAGCCUCCAAUCUUGAAACCGAAUUGAGGAACUGGCGAAACACUUUCGAGUCAUGGAUCACUUCUCAGAAAUCCUACAUUCACGCACUAACUGGCUGGCUUCUUAGAUGCAUGAGAUGUGAGCCUGAUGCAUCUAAGUUAAUAUGCUCUCCUCGAAGGUCUAGCUCUACUCACCCGUUGUUUGGCCUUUGUAUUCAGUGGUCAAGGCGUCUAGAUGCCUUAGAAGAAACAGCGGUGCUUGAUAGCAUAGACUUUUUCGCAGCUGAAUUGGGAUCCUUCUAUGCACAACAGUUAAGAGAAGAUUCUGCACAAAAUGCAACAGUUGGAUCCAAUGUGAAUAUGGAAAUGGUGGAAGUUGCUAAGGUUGGAGAAGAAGUUAUGGAGGUUGCUGUUAAGGUACUCUGUGGUGGAAUGUCUGGUGCGAUGAGCUCAAUGUCAGAGUUUGCUAUUGACUCUGCUAAGGGAUACAAUGAACUUGUUAAACAGUGGGAGAAUGCGAAGUUACAGCAAACUUGCGAGGCCGCAAAAUGAAUACAGAUGCUUACUUUUACGAUUUUAGUUAGUUAGUUUAGCAAUGGUGUUGGUGAAUAUAAUUUAUUUAAGAGUAGGUUUAGACAGAAGAAAAUGAAUAGGAGGGAAAGGUUUUGUGCUAAUCUCUUUUCCUUGGUAGAAUUUUAUUUAUUGUUUAUUUUUUAUAAUUAGGAGAAGGAAAUGAUGAAUUCUCAUGUCAUUCUCAAGACAUUUCUUUAUUA